Molecule: messenger RNA, 1188 nt
Organism: Zingiber officinale
Lineage: Eukaryota; Viridiplantae; Streptophyta; Magnoliopsida; Zingiberales; Zingiberaceae
Exons: 1
Coding region: 1-1188 (395 amino acids)
Source: RefSeq, a predicted model, not a curated record
AUGACCAGAUCAUCUACCAGUGAACUACUAGAUUUUGAUUCAGAAAUUGAUAGGACAUUUCAUAUUUUGUUGAGAAAUCAGAAGAGAGCAAAAACAACUUCAACAAGUAGCUUCCCAGUGACUGAAUUUAACAUGGAGAACAAACAAACACUUAGGGAGUUGGCUGCACCAGAUGUCUCUUAUAACUCAUUGUGCAUUCAAUAUCCAGAGUUGGAGGUGGAUUUUGAACUACGUUCAGGGCUCAUUCAUCUCCUUCCUAAAUUUAAUGGAUUAUCUAGUGAAGACCCUUCUAGGCACCUUCAGGAAUUUCAUGCAGUCUGCUCUACCAUGAAACCCCACGGUAUUGGGGAGGAAGAUAUUUAUCUGAGAGCUUUUCCAUUUUCGUUAGCAGGAGCAGUGAAGGAUUGGUUGUACUCUAGAACUCCCGGUACGAUUACAUGUUGGGUGGAUAUGAAAAGAUCAUUUUUGGAAAAAUUCUUUCCUGCUUCACGAGCAGGAGCUAUUAGGCGAGCAAUUUGUAGUGUCCAGCAACUUUCUGGGGAGACAUUGUAUGAGUAUUGGGAACGUUUUGAAAAGUUAUGUUCUAGCUGUCUCCAUCAUCAAAUCAGUGAUCAUUUGCUCAUACAGUAUUUCUAUGAGGGACUCCUGCCCAUGGAUAGAUGUAUGAUCGAUGCAGCAAGUGGAGGAGCGUUGGUGAAUAAAACACCUGCAGAGGCAAGAGAGAUCAUUUCUACUAUGGCAGCCAAUGCCCAACAGUUUGGGAAUCGACAAGCAUCUACUAAGGGAGUAAAUGGAGCCCAGUUAACUAAGUUAGAUGCUCAAGAUAUUAAGAAUAGCUUGUUACAGGAGAUGACUUCAGCAUUCAGGCAGUUGGCACUUAGCCAUUCACAGCAGCCCACAACCCAGGCAGUGCCAACAGCAAUGAUUUGUGGACUUUGUUUUUGUUCAUCUCACACUACUGACAUUUGCCCUUUGUUGCAGCAAGAGGGAAUUUCUUUUGUUUCCGACCACGUGGCAGCAGCAAAUAACUUUCAGCCCCGAUCUCAAUUUUACCAACAGCCAUCUGGGAAUAAACAGCCAUACGAUCCUUUUUCUACUACAUAUAAUCCCGGAUGGAGAGAUCACCCUAAUUUGAAAUAUGGGAAUCCAUAUCAGCAGCAACCAUAUUAUCAGCAGCCAUAUCAGUAG